UCUCGGUUUCUCAUUUCAAUCCCAAACCUCGUCGCGAACGCACGCAAAACUCGGCAGCGGAACAAGUAAAUAUUUAUAAGUGGUCCGCAGAACAACUCGGAAGGUUUAUUCAUCCAAAAUACCCAGCGAUCUAGUGGCGCGUAACCAGUGCGUGUGUGAUAAGGAGUUAAUUGAUAAAGGAAGUGACGGUACCCGCAUAUCUGAAAACGCGAAAUGGCUCUGCGGAAAGGUUUCGCCCUCUUCGGCGCUCUUCUGUUGGUUCUGCUCGCAGAUUCCCAUGCCAAGCCCUCGCAGGAUUUGGGUUUGAGCCCAACGCAAACGGAGAAGCCCAGCGAUCUGAGGGGAGGACUGGUGGCCAAAAAUAAGACAGCUGUCGUGGAGGAUACUUCCCUGAAUUCCGACUCAGAUUCGGAAUCGGAGGAACAGCAAAGGCGGUCGUAUCCCCACCGCGAUGAGGACCAACUGAACUCGGCCACCAACUUGGUGCUGGCCCAGAACUACAAGUACGAUGUGGAGAUCCUGGAGUCCGGAGACGCCGACCAGGAGGACAGUGGGAUGGAUGACACGGACGAUCUGGAGGAGCGUUUCAAGGGACGUGGCGUGGUCUUUAGCACGGAUACUGAGAGCUUUGCCUCCGAGAACAUCGAGGUGGCCCCGGUGGACGUGCAGGCGGAUGCGGUUAGCCAGGGACACGUGCUGCUAGGCAUCGUGGUUGUGGGACUGGCCUUGGUUUCCAUUGCCCUGUACGCCGGCAUGGUCAUAUGGCGCUCGCACCUGGAGCAGCGGUAUGGAAUGCGCGAGCGGUUGGUGAACCAAGAUCUGGAGGAGGAGGCGGGUGGAGCCGAUGAAGGCGAUUAUCACGUCUACGCCCCGACUACCAAGCCGGCUACGCCCAGGGCGUAGUCCGCUCCAAAUCUGGUCCGAUUUGAUCCGAUCCGGUGCGAGACAAUUGGACCUGGUUUCGGUUUAAAGUGCGCGCUCACCACACACACAUCAGAAUUAGACGACAAUCCAUUCCCAGCCACAACGAGGAUGGAGAGCGCGCUCAAUCGCCGUCUAAUGAAUGCCAUAAAUUUCCACGACAAGCUGACACAAUGCAUUCCGCUUCCCAAUUACACUCUAAUGGCGAUGCUAAAGGUCACGCCGAUUUCUAACAUCUAACAGCGCAGUUGACAAGCCCAAUUAGUUAGUAAGUUUCUGUGAUAUUUUUCUAGAGAUUCUUUUGUACGUCCUUGCACUAACAAUAUGCAUAGAGCCCACGUGGGCAAUCGAUAAUAAAGAACUAUUUGUAAAGGUAAAUUAAGCGUUA
Molecule: messenger RNA, 1309 nt
Organism: Drosophila subpulchrella
Lineage: Eukaryota; Metazoa; Arthropoda; Insecta; Diptera; Drosophilidae
Exons: 4
Coding region: 214-903 (229 amino acids)
Source: RefSeq, a predicted model, not a curated record